AUGGAUCAACCUGUCGGAGACGGCGCAGAUGGCAGUCUCGGAAGUGUCGGGCGGUUCCACUCCACUUAUGGAAAGAAAGAAUCCGCUGACGGACCGCGUCAACAUGGAGCUGACGAUGUUGAAGAAUCUGACGACGUUGAAGGAUCUUCGGAAGGCGAAGAGGCCUCAAGAAACCUCCCGCUCUUGAUGCAAGCAGUGACUGUCGCUUUUCGAAGUGUCAGUCACUAGGAUCUGAUAGAGUAGGAGGGAGGCGCAUUCCGCCGAGCACUUUGUGAGUUUACGCUUUUUUUUUAAUGUAAUUGCCCUUUUGGACAAGAAAAUUUUUUCAAGUGAUUUUGUGUAAAAUGAAUGAUUUUAGGUGACCCGCCUGUCAACCCUCCUCCAAACAGCCGCCCUGGAACUCUCACGCUGGAGAGCCGGCGAAUCAUUGUCCGAAUUGGAAUGGAUCAACCUGUCGGAGACGGCGCAGAUGGCAGUCUCGGAAGUGUCGGGCGGUUCCACUCCACUUAUGGAAAGAAAGAAUCCGCUGACGGACCGCGUCAACAUGGAGCUGACGAUGUUGAAGAAUCUGACGACGUUGAAGGAUCUUCGGAAGGCGAAGAGGCCUCAAGAAACCUCCCGCUCUUGAUGCAAGCAGUGACUGUCGCUUUUUCGAAGUGUCAGUCACUAGGAUCUGAUAGAGUAGGAGGGAGGCGCAUUCCGCCGAGCACUUUGUGAGUUUGCAAGCAGAAUAAGAACCAUAACAAUUGAAUCUUUCAGACGUGCGCAUCCGAAAACAAAUCGGAAUCGUCAUCUCGGCGCUGGCCGAAGGAACCAAGUCGCACGUGCCGUACCGUGACUCGAAACUGACGCGCAUUCUUCAAGAGUCGCUCGGAGGAAACUCGCGGACUACGGUCAUAAUUUGCGCGUCGCCGUCGCACUUCAACGAGGCGGAGACCAAGUCGACGCUGCUUUUCGGACAGAGAGCCAAGACGAUCAAGAAUGUGGUGCAGGUGAACGAGGAGCUGACGGCCGAGGAGUGGAUGCGCCGAUACGAGAAGGAGCGCGAGAAGGUACGCUUUUUUUUUUAAUGUAAUUGCCCUUUUGGACAAGAAAAUUUUUUCAAGUGAUUUUGUGUAAAAUGAAUGAUUUUAGGUGACCCGCCUGUCAACCCUCCUCCAAACAGCCGCCCUGGAACUCUCACGCUGGAGAGCCGGCGAAUCAUUGUCCGAAUUGGAAUGGAUCAACCUGUCGGAGACGGCGCAGAUGGCAGUCUCGGAAGUGUCGGGUGGUUCCACUCCACUUAUGGAAAGAAAGAAGCCGCUGACGGACCGCGUCAACAUGGAGCUGACGAUGUUGAAGAAUCUGACGACGUUGAAGGAUCUUCGGAAGGCGAAGAGGCCUCAAGAAACCUCCCGCUCUUGA
Messenger RNA from Caenorhabditis sp. 36 PRJEB53466, 1404 nucleotides. Lineage: Eukaryota; Metazoa; Nematoda; Chromadorea; Rhabditida; Rhabditidae. The record is from the annotation of a GenBank genome assembly.